This is a messenger RNA of Danio aesculapii, 1468 nucleotides long. It is a transcript of the gene elavl2, whose product is annotated as ELAV like neuron-specific RNA binding protein 2. Gene Ontology annotation, cellular component: ribonucleoprotein complex. The transcript has 7 exons. The coding region runs from base 1 to 1170 and encodes 389 amino acids. Lineage: Eukaryota; Metazoa; Chordata; Actinopteri; Cypriniformes; Danionidae. The record is from RefSeq and is a predicted model, not a curated record. Gene Ontology annotation, molecular function: RNA binding.
AUGGCAGUCAGGCUGUGUGAUGUGGCUUCUCUUCUGAGAAGUGGCUCGUGGGCAGCCGAGCCGUGGACUGGGCAGGUGAUUGCUGCCAUGGAGACGCAGCUGUCCAACGGGCCGAGCUGUACCAGCAGCAACGGCCCCAACAGCGUCUCCAACACCUGCACGUCACCUGUGGAGAUGCCCAACGGCUCAGAGGACAGUAAAACAAACCUGAUCGUCAACUACCUGCCGCAGAACAUGACCCAGGAGGAGCUCAAGAGCCUGUUCGGCAGCAUCGGAGAGAUCGAGUCCUGCAAACUCGUGCGGGACAAAAUUACUGGUCAGAGUCUGGGUUACGGCUUUGUGAACUAUAUGGAGCCCAAAGAUGCAGAGAAGGCCAUCAACACUUUAAAUGGGCUCAGACUGCAGACCAAAACCAUUAAGGUGUCUUAUGCUCGACCGAGCUCAGCCUCCAUCCGAGAUGCUAACCUGUAUGUUAGCGGUCUUCCUAAAACGAUGACCCAGAAAGAGCUGGAGCAGCUCUUCUCUCAGUUCGGACGCAUCAUCACCUCUAGGAUCCUUGUGGAUCAGGUCACAGGUGUGUCCCGAGGGGUGGGCUUCAUCCGAUUUGACCGGCGUGUUGAAGCUGAGGAGGCCAUCAAAGGGCUGAAUGGACAGAAACCUCCAGGUGCCACUGAGCCAAUCACAGUGAAGUUUGCCAACAACCCCAGUCAGAAGAGCAGCCAGGCGCUCCUCUCCCACCUGUACCAGUCACCCAACAGACGCUACCCAGGACCACUGGCCCAGCAGGCCCAGAGAUUUAGGCUGGAUAACCUGUUAAACAUGGCCUAUGGAGUCAAGAGUAGGUUUUCCCCAAUGACCAUCGAUGGGGUCACCAGUCUGGCGGGCAUCAAUCUCCCCGCUCACGCUGGCACAGGCUGGUGCAUUUUUGUGUAUAAUCUGGCACCGGAUGCUGACGAGAACGUCCUCUGGCAGAUGUUUGGCCCGUUUGGCGCUGUGACCAACGUGAAGGUCAUACGAGACUUCAACACUAAUAAAUGCAAAGGAUUUGGCUUUGUGACCAUGACAAAUUACGACGAAGCCGCCGUAGCGAUCGCCAGCUUGAACGGGUAUCGACUCGGAGACCGAGUUUUACAGGUCUCCUUCAAGACAAACAAAACGCACAAGGCCUGAAGGAGUGCUGACGUGCAGCGCUUUGCAAACGUGACUUUGCAAUAAUGACGGGACGCGUAUAUUAUAUUAUUUUCUUUCUUAAAGUACUUUAUUAUUAUUUUUUAAGCAUUUGUUUAAUGAUUUAAGUAGGAUAUAACAGCUGACUGUUUAAGUGUUUGUUUUUGGCGUAUAAUCCUGAAGGCGUGAUGCUGAGAUGGAGAGCGCUGGUGUUCCCGUCUCUCCUCAUGGGCUUCUGCGGUGCAGUCCACUGCAUAAUCUUUGUGCAUGAAUCUUUAGUUAAACCAUUUCAGUUCGCUUU